This is a messenger RNA of Monopterus albus (swamp eel), 2929 nucleotides long. RefSeq names its product ras homolog family member T1a (gene rhot1a). The coding region runs from base 17 to 1999 and encodes 660 amino acids. Gene Ontology annotation, biological process: mitochondrion organization. NCBI's taxonomy places the organism in Eukaryota, Metazoa, Chordata, Actinopteri, Synbranchiformes, Synbranchidae. Gene Ontology annotation, cellular component: mitochondrial outer membrane. The record is from RefSeq and is a predicted model, not a curated record. Gene Ontology annotation, molecular function: calcium ion binding; GTPase activity; GTP binding. The transcript has 21 exons.
GAAGUCAAGCUCAAACAUGAGAAAGGACGUGAGGAUCCUGCUUGUCGGGGAACCCAAGGUGGGGAAGACAUCGCUGAUUAUGACUCUGGUCAGUGAGGAGUUUCCUGAUGAGGUUCCUCUCCGAGCUGAGGAGAUCACCAUCCCCGCUGAUGUCACCCCAGAGAGGGUGCCCACACACAUUGUGGAUUACUCAGAAGCAGAGCAGUCAGACGAGCAGCUGUAUCAAGAAAUAUCCAAGGCAAAUGUUAUUUGUAUAGUUUACUCAGUCAACAACAAGAAGUCCAUUGAAAAGGUGACAAGCCACUGGAUUCCCCUCAUAAAUGACAGAACAGACAAGGACAGCAGGGUACCGCUGAUCCUUGUGGGGAACAAGUCCGACCUGGUGGAGCACAGCAGCAUGGAGACCAUCCUGCCAAUCAUGAAUCAGUACCAGGAUAUCGAGACCUGCGUAGAGUGCUCUGCCAAAAAUCUGAAGAACAUCUCUGAGCUGUUCUACUAUGCCCAGAAGGCUGUUCUCCACCCGACUGGACCCCUGUACUGCCCUGAGGAGAAGGAGCUGAAGCCUUCUUGCAUUAAGGCUUUGACAAGAAUCUUUAAAGUGUCUGACCUGGACAACGAUGGCAUCCUUAAUGACAAUGAGCUCAACUUCUUCCAGCGAACGUGUUUCAACACACCGCUGGCGCCGCAGGCCUUAGAGGAUGUAAAAAAUGUGGUCAGGAGGAACAUGACAGACGGAGUCAAGGACAACGGGCUCACACUCAAAGGCUUCCUGUUCUUGCACACCCUCUUCAUACAGAGAGGUCGGCACGAGACCACCUGGACGGUGCUGAGGAGGUUUGGCUACGAUGACGACCUGGAGCUCACACAGGAGUACCUGUUCCCAAUGAUAAAAAUCCCACCAGGCUGCACCACAGAGCUCAACCACAACGCUUACCUCUUCCUUCAGAGCGUGUUUGACAAGCACGACAAAGACAGAGACUGUGCGCUGUCGCAAGAGGAGGUGAAAGACUUAUUCAAGAGAUUGCCCUACAUGCCCUGGGGUCCAGACGUCAACAGCACGGUUUGCACCAAUGAUCAGGGAUGGAUCACAUACCAGGGAUACCUCUCCCAGUGGACGUUAACGACAUAUCUAGAUGUACAGCGUAGUUUGGAGUAUUUAGGUUACCUGGGCUACUCCAUCAUUUGUGAGCAAGAGUCCCAAGCAGCUGCUAUUACAGUGACACGUAACAAGCGCAUUGAUCUGCAGAAGAAACAGACCCAGCGCAGCGUCUUCUGCUGUAAUGUCUUGGGGGCACGGGGCAGCGGGAAGAGGCGCUUUCUCCAAGGCAUGCUAACGAAGCUGUUGUCACAACAGAGGCGGAUCAGAGAGGACCACAAGUCCUUCUUUGCCAUCAGCACGACCUAUGUUUAUGGUCAGGAGAAGUACCUGUUGCUUCACGAGGUGACGCCAGACUUUGACUUCCUGUCGGAGGCCGACCUGUCCUGUGACGUGGUGUGUCUGGUGUAUGAUGUCAACAAUCCACGCUCUUUUGAAUACUGCGCCAAAGUGUAUAAGCAACACUUCAUCGACAGCAAGACGCCGUGUGUGGUGAUCGCUGCCAAGUCAGACCUGCACGAAGUGCGGCAGCACUACAACCUCUCUCCACACGAUUUCUGCCGUAAGCACAAGCUGCACCCACCCCAGCCGUUCACGUGCAACACGACAGACGCUCCCAACAAAGACAUCUACACUAGGCUCACCACCAUGGCCAUGUAUCCCCACUCCCGUCUUCACUGCAUGUGCGCCUGCAACAGGUGCACCUAUUGCCUGUGUCAGAGGCUCCUCAAGUUGGAACUGCUGCGCAGUAUUAAGGCCCAAGUCCGCAGGGCUGUUUUCAACAGGCAUAUGGCUCAGGUAGACCUGAAGAACUCAACGUUCUGGUUGAGGGCCAGCGUCGGCGCCACAGUGUUUGCGGUGCUGGGCUUCGCCAUGUACAGAGCACUUCUCAAACAGCGGUGAUGAGACGGCUACUUCCUCCCCCGGAUCCUCUGUUGACUCUGCCUCGUCCCCUUCUACCUGAAAGACUCAAAACGAUUGGCUGACCAACCAAUCUGGCCCUUUGCCUCAAAACUCCGCCCCUUCCUACGAUGCAACAUGGGCAAGAAACAAAUAAGCAAGAUCAUGUGCACAUUUUAUAUGCAUUUAAAAAGGUUUUUUGUUAUUGAAAGGUAACGAUCACAUUUGAACUGUCACUCGUCCAUUAGCCGAUUUGUAAAACCUGACAUUUUGUUGACAUAUGUUGGUCUAGUUUAGUGCAGACCAGACAGUAGUAGUUGCCCAGUUAUUUUCUCAGGUCAGUAUUAGUUGGAUGUUUGGAGAUCAGACAGAGGCAGCCAGACACAGGAACACCACAAAGGGAAUGAAUUUGUUUAUACAUGUAUAUUAAGUAUGUAUGUAUUCCUCCAGAGUUUUAGGAUCGGACCCGUAGACAAUGUUACAAGUCAGAAGCAACGCCCACAGGAGGUGUUAGGACAGAGAACGCUAUAUCUGACACUAGGAAGUUCAUGGAUGUCAUGCACUUGUUAAAUUUGUGUGUUAAUUUAUUAACCUUUAUUUUUGUCUCCUUGUCUGUGUUGAGCGCAUCACGUGAAACAGAGGGAUUUAUAUUUUCCUUGUAUUUUUGUAUUUACUCUUAACCAAGCUGUCUUUGAGUCGUAACAUUUAUGAUGAUCUGCUUUUGUUUUUAUUUUCAUGACAUUACAGGUACCAUGGAGCAAAAGGUGAUACUACUAACAGCCAUUCAUCACACCUCUUUCACCUUAAAACUAUGGAAGUGUUUCUUCUUCUCUUUUCCAGCAUUUACAAUAAACAACUGUAUGAUGUGGUGCGUGUUAAUGGGUGAAACAGAACAGGUGUUAAAUAUCUGUAAUAAAUGAUAUUUACACCCGC